AGCACCCGCCCGGGGCGCCUUCCCAGGUCCCAGUCGACCCUGCGUCCAUUCAGAUGCUUCCCAGUCACUCCUCUUCCAGUGGCUUCCAGGCUACCUUGCGCGCCCGUCGCCCCCCACACCUCAGGGUCAGGUCCCUUGGCGGCUUUCCCCUUUUCUCGGUCCGAAACCGAGGGGGCUGAGAGCGACGUCUGCGUCCGGGACAUAUUUGGAUUUGAGCUGAAUAUUGGAAUUCAUCUACACAUAAAAUGCCACCAGCAGUUGGAGGUCCAGUAGGAUAUACCCCCCCAGAUGGAGGCUGGGGGUGGGCAGUAGUAGUUGGAGCUUUCAUUUCCAUCGGCUUUUCAUAUGCCUUUGCCAAAUCCAUUACUGUGUUCUUCAAAGAAAUUGAAGGUAUAUUCAAUGCCAGCACUAGCGAAGUGUCGUGGAUUUCCUCCAUCAUGUUAGCGGUCAUGUAUGGUGGAGGCCCGAUCAGCAGCAUCCUGGUGAAUAAAUAUGGCAGCCGUCCAGUGAUGAUAGUUGGAGGCUGUUUGUCAGGCUGUGGCUUGAUUGCAGCUUCUUUCUGUAACACCGUUCAGGAGCUUUACUUGUGUAUCGGAGUCAUUGGAGGUCUUGGGCUUGCCUUCAACUUGAAUCCAGCUCUGACCAUGAUCGGCAAGUAUUUCUACAAGAGAAGACCACUGGCCAAUGGGCUGGCCAUGGCAGGCAGCCCUGUGUUCCUCUCUACGCUGGCCCCUCUCAAUCAGGCUUUCUUUGGUAUCUUUGGCUGGAGAGGAAGCUUCCUAAUUCUUGGGGGCUUCCUGCUAAAUUGUUGUGUAGCUGGAGCCCUAAUGCGACCCAUAGGGCCUAAGCCAACCAAGCCAAGGAAAGUUAAAGCUAAAGAAUCUUUUCAGGAAGCUGGAAAAUCUGAUGCGACUAAAAGUGGAAGUGAUGCAAACACAGAUCUUAUUGGAGGAAACCCCAAAAAGGAGAAACAAUCAGUCUUCCAAACAAUUAAUAAAUUCCUGGACUUAACUCUGUUUACCCACAGAGGCUUUUUGCUAUACCUCUCUGGAAAUGUGCUCAUGUUUUUCGGACUCUUUUCACCUUUGGUCUUUCUUAGUAAUUAUGGCAAGAGUAAGCAUUAUUCUAGUGAGAAGUCUGCCUUUCUUCUUUCCAUCCUGGCUUUUGUUGACAUGGUAGCCAGACCAUCUAUGGGACUUGUAGCCAACACAAAGUGGAUCAGACCUCGAGUUCAGUAUUUCUUUGCUGCUUCUGUUAUUGCAAAUGGAGUGUGUCAUUUGCUAGCACCUUUAUCCACCAGCUACAUCGGGUUCUGCAUCUACGCUGGAUUCUUCGGAUUUGCCUUUGGGUGGCUCAGCUCAGUGUUGUUUGAAACACUGAUGGACCUCAUUGGACCCCAGAGGUUCUCCAGCGCCGUGGGACUGGUGACCAUUGUGGAAUGCUGUCCUGUCCUCCUGGGGCCACCGCUUUUAGGUCGUCUCAAUGAUAUAUAUGGAGACUACAAAUACACAUACUGGUCUUGUGGAGCAAUCUUAAUUGUCGCAGGCAUCUAUCUCUUCAUCGGUAUGGGCAUCAAUUAUCGACUUCUGGAAAAAGAACAAAAAGCAGAGUCAGAGAAAAAGGAAAGUAAAGAAGAGGAGACCAGUAUAGAUGUUGUUGAAAAACUAAAAGAAGUUAAUAAAGCAGCAGAAUCUCCCGAGCAGAAAGGCACUGAAGGAGGGCCCAAAGAGGAAGAAAGUCCAGUCUGAACCCCUGGGCUUACGGGUAAAUGGAGCAGAUUGUGACCCAAGAUAUCUUGACAAUAUUCUACUGGCCUGUAAUCUACCAGUGGUGCUCAAUGAAGAUGGUGGACGUUUCUGUGGAAAUCAUACUAGGUGUCAUUGAUGGGAUUUUUGAUUCACUCCCUACCAAUAGCCUGAAUUAAAAAUGCCAUAUGUUUUGGGGAGGGAGUGGUUAGCAAAGGAUGAGAGAGGAAGUAGGUUUUUUGUUUUAUUUUAUUUUAAUCUUAGCUUUUAACAGUGUCAUGAAGAUUAUAAUAUGUGCCUUAAGUUUUAGUCUUUAGAACUCUCUAGAGAGCCUUAACUUUUUAAACCAUUCUGCUGAAUUCAUCUAUUUUAAGCAUUGUGUUAAAAGGAAAAAUAACAACUAACUAGUUUGAGGCAAGUCUAAAAAAUUAAUUCUGCUUCAUUGUUAUUUGUAAGGUAUCAUCAGAGAUUGUCACUGGAAGACUUAAGAAUAGAAAUAAUUGGUUAAAAGUUGAAAGUUUAUAAAUGCUGACUAGAAUAUUUUCCUAGCAUCAAUAAUUGCCUGGCAUACGUGCCUGUUAGCUAUAUAUUUAGGAAAUUUAAAACAAAACAUUGGGAAAAUGUUGCCACUCUAGCCACAUUGUACUUGUCAACACCUCUCAGAUACCUUUUCUUAGGAUGCUUAUUAGAAGCCCAGUGCUUAAGGAUUGUUUUCAUUAAAUUAUUACUUUUACUCCUCCGUUUAAGACACAUUUUGAGUGACUAUAGAUCACUCCCCCUUUUGAAAUCACUUGGUAAUAUUUUUCUCAUGUAAAGUUAGUAUUACAAUGUACAAAAUUAUAUAUUUGUGCCUCCUUAGUAAACACAACACAUCUAAUUAAACAUAGGCAGAUCAUUUAAACAUCAACUAAAUUCAGCUUAGGUUUUCCCAAAACCUCAGUUAAACUGUGAGACUUGGAAUCUCCCCCACCCUGGAAUGUUUCCCCUUUGAUUCAUACUGGUUCCAUUUAUAUCUACUGCUGGCUUAGAGCUGUGUGUGAGAUAUUCAGUCUGUGUGUUUGGUGGUUUUGUUUCUUGUUUUUGUUUUUUUUUCCCCCUCAGUGUUUGAAAAUUAAUGAGGGCCAGAAAAAUUUGGUCCUUGGCAAACCAAUAAAGAUAAAAUUGGGAUGGCA
Molecule: messenger RNA, 2917 nt
Organism: Tupaia belangeri chinensis (Chinese tree shrew)
Lineage: Eukaryota; Metazoa; Chordata; Mammalia; Scandentia; Tupaiidae
Product: monocarboxylate transporter 1
Exons: 5
Coding region: 246-1748 (500 amino acids)
Biological process (GO): plasma membrane lactate transport
Cellular component (GO): basolateral plasma membrane
Molecular function (GO): lactate:proton symporter activity
Source: RefSeq, a predicted model, not a curated record